AUUUCCGGUUUGCAAAUUUCUCAAAAGAUCACAUUUUAUAGAAAAUGGUAAAAUACAAUGCUUAACGGUCUAAUUGACUUAGCAAAGCAACAGAAGUGCUGUUGGUAUAAAACCAUAAUGAACCUUGAUGGAUGAGUUGGAAUUCAAACCAUAGCCUAAUGAACUAGGUCAACACCUCCUGAUACAUACCACCUCUCACAAGUAUCAAGCCAAACAUAUUAUUGGAUUUAAUAUCACCUUGAUGGCUGCUUCGCUUCCUUCACGUAGCAUAUCCGUAGCAGAAAAGCCUCAGCAAUAUGACUUCUAUUUAUGCUAUAACCAAAAUGAUGAGAACGAUGCCUGGAAGCUAUGUAAAGCUCUUGAAGAAAUAGAACUUGACAAUGGACGAAAAAUACAAGGAUUCAUUGAUUGCAGAGAUGGACACCCCGGUAAAUCAAUCUUCUCAAAUAUGGGAGAAGCCUUACAGUUGAGUAAAAAGGUCUUGGUACUGCUUACGGAGAACUCAAUGUGUGAAAAAGCAUUUACAAGCGAUAAGGAAGGUGCUCUGUUUGAGUUCAAAGUCCACACCACAUUACAGAUUUCAAUGGAAGAUUUCGUUCGUGGUUCUCAGGUGCCUGGGAGUAUUGGGACAUAUGUUGUACCAGUGUUUAAUGGGUUCUCUCCCAAAAGAGCCCCUCCUUUGAUGAAAAACUUGUUUGGUAUAGAUUUGCAGCAGAAUAAUCCAUUCACAGAUGUCACCACAAAGUUUAAGAAACUCUUCUCACCAGAAACUGGAAUUCAGCGUACAAUCAGUUAUGAUUCACUUUGAUUGUACCAAACUGCAAUAUACAUGGAUACAGAAAGAUAAAACAAUGCUAAGACAUAUUGUUAUUCAUAUGAUAUUAGUUAGAGUUACUAACCAGGUUUAAUAGAUUUGUUACAAAGCAUUUUGACAAAAAAGUUCCAGUCGGUAACAAAGGAUUUUUGUUGAGGUGUCACACAGUCACAAAAUACUUUGUCAGGAAGUUUUUAGUCAAAAUGCUUCGUGACAAAGCAGGGUUAAAUUUAACCCUGCUUUGUAACAGGUACCAUUGAAACAAAAAUUCGCUGUAUUACAUUGCAUUCAUCACUAUGCAUGUUUUAGGCUCCUAGACAUAUUGGUCACAGUAGGUGUUUAGGGAGAAAACCAGAGGGGCAGAGACUUAAAGAAGUAAAACUAACUGUUUUUGAAUGCUCAUAUUUUGCCCCUGGUAUUAUGAUACUGUUUUUCCAGAGUGCAGGGGCCCUGAACAGUGCUUGAAAUACUACAUGGUUGUCUCGUUAUCACACCAAGCAACGUUUGUGUAGAAAUAUAAACUGAUAAAGAGAAGUCCAUCCAUUCAUUUGUUUGUUCAUUCAUCUAUCCAGCCAAUAACUUUAAAAAUACUUCAUCCACAGAUUUGACUAAGGCCUCUGCUCAAGAAAGAAUGUUUAAAAUGCCCAUGUGUUUAUCUAUUAAAAGGAUUUAGCAGAAUGGCCACCAUAUAUUGUUUUUGGAUAGAACAUAUUGCUAUCUCAUAUAUAUUUAUUAUGAAUAAUUAGCACAUGUUAGAUAAUUAAUUCUUCAGUUAACUGUUAGUUUUAUUUCAUUGAUGAUGUUAUGUACCUUGUUCAAUAUUUUUUUUACAAAAAAAUUAUUUCAUUUUACAUGAUUUACAGCACAGAUUGAAUAUUUUUAUAUUGUACUGUAUUGUAUUUUAUACCUUGUUCAAUAUAGUAAUGCUCUGUAAUUGCUGUAGGUGAGCAAUUUUUGUUUUCAUACGUUUUAGGUCCUAAUUAGAUUCAGUUUUUAUUGAUUAAGUUUGAUACAUUCACUAAAGAAAAAACGGAGGACAUAUGAGAAACC
Molecule: messenger RNA, 1864 nt
Organism: Owenia fusiformis
Lineage: Eukaryota; Metazoa; Annelida; Polychaeta; Sabellida; Oweniidae
Source: the annotation of a GenBank genome assembly